UCCACAGUAAAACAAGUCCUAUAUUGACAUAACCUGAAAGGCCGCUCAGCAAGGAAGAAGCCACUCCUCCAAAACCGCCAUAAAAAAAGCCAGACUACGGUUUGCAACUGCACAUGAGGACAAAGAUCGUACUUUUUGGAGAAAUGUCCUCUGGUCUGAUGACACAAAAAUAUAACUGUUUGGCCGUAAUGACCAUCGUUAUGUUUGGAGGAAUAAGGGGGAGGCUUGCAAGCCGAAGAACACCAUCUCAACGUGAAGCACGGGGGUGCUAUGCUGCAGAAGGGACUUGUGCACUUUACAAAAUAGAUGGCAUCAUGGGGGAGGAAAAUGAUGUGGAUAUAUUGAGCAACAUCAGUCAGGAAGUUAAAGCUUGGUCGCAAAUGGGUCUUCCAAAUGGACAAUGACCCCAAGCUUACUUCCAAAGUUGUGGCAAAAUGGUUUAAUUAAGGACAACAAAGUCAAGGUAUUGGAGUGGCCAUCACAAAGCCCUGAGCUCAAGAAAGGGCUUAGAAAAUGUGUGGGCAGAACUGAAAAAGCGUGUGCAAGCAAGGGAGCCUACAAACCUGACUCAGUGACACCAGCUCUGUCAGGAGGAAUGGGCCAACAUUCACCCAACUUAUUGUGGGAAGCUGAUGGAAGGCUACCCAAAAUGUUUGACCCAAGUAAAACAAUUUAAAGGCAAUGCUACCAAAUACUAAUUGAGUGUAUGUAAACUUCUGACCCACUGGGAAUGUGAUGAAAGAAAUAAACUGGACUAGUAACCGGAAGGUUGCAAGUUCAAACCUCCGAGCUGACAAGGUACAAGGUGUCGUUCUGCCCCUGAACAGGCAGUUAACCCACUGUUCCUAGGCAGUCAUUGAAAAUAUAAAUUUGUUCUUAACUGACUUGCCUAGUUAAAUAAAAAAGAUCACAUGCAGUUCAUAUUCAGAGCAUAAAGUAUCUAGCUGUUGAAUUUAUAUUGAUAUAAUGGAGACAACAGCAUUUUAACUGAAUCCACAUUCGAAUCAAUCAGCACAUGUUCAUAGUUUUUCAAAGCUCAGUAGUCUAACCACCACACCUGACAUUGAAGCAGUUAACUGCUACAAAUGGUAGGCCAUGUACAGUAAUAGUCAUGUAAAGCACAUGGUGCUUGCAGUACCCACUUCAAAGCCAUUGCCAGCAGCACAAAUGCUCAUGUAGUUUAUUACUGGAUUAGUAACUAUACAGGUGUCCCACAGUUGCAAUUACAUUCAGUACAGAGAAGAGAAAAAAAGUUUUGCUUUUGUACAACUAACCAAUUUCCAUAAUUUUACCAUGUGGGAAAAAGUGGCUCAGUAAUGGAAGAUUACCUCCUGUGAUGCAGUAUCAAAGCAAACAACAGACUCAGUCAUUGGGUCCAACGUAAUACAUAAUAGUGUAGGAUUAAAGGCAUCUUGAAUACACCACAUCAAUGCAGUUACUGUGCAAAUCAAAUGCACCUUUGCAGAUGUACUGAUACAGCCAAGACACACAGCCACAUUGUUUCCACUGGCUAAGGUCACAUCACAACCGUCCAAGCAGAAAGACCUAAAAAACUGACACAUAUAAAAUCCAGAUUAUUAUUUAUUUGUAUAGAUAACUCCAGAAGAAAGGAAGCAGGAUUAGGAUGAGUUGAAGGGAAGGGACCGAGUGAGAAAACGUGGUUGUUUUAGUCAGUCACCUAGUCCCUUACAAUGUGCUGCGUAGAGCUCUUCUCUCUCAUCAGCUUCCUGCUACUCUCUCUCUCAUCAGUUUCCUGCUACUCUCUCUCUCAUCAGUUUCCUGCUACUCUCUCUCUCAUCAGCUUCCUGCUACUCUCUCUCAUCAGCUUCCUGCUACACUCUCUCUCUCAUCAGUUUCCUGCUACUCUCCCUCUCUCAUCAGUUUCCUGCUACUCUCUCAGUCUAUGGGCCCCUUUUCCCUCCCCUCCUUUUCUUCCCCUCAGCAUCAUCGUACUGCCUCCUCUGCCUACUGGUGUUCCUUUAUUAUUCAUACAGACACAGACCCAGGGAACAGACAGUCCUGUACCAUUGUGCAACAGCAACCCUGUAAUGGAAGUUGCAAACAAAGUACAGUACAGUGAGUAUCAUAUGACAAACCCUAUACUACAAACAUUUGGUUGAAAAAUGACUUGGGGUGGGAGGGGAGGUAAAUAGAUACACAAGUCAUGUCAGAUGUGAUGUAGGACAGCUAUAGGUCACAUGGUAUGCCUGUCAUCUUGGAGAUCAUUGUUCAAAGUCUGUGUCCAUUACUUCCCAAAAUGAUACGUGCAAGAUCACAUUUAUACCGUGAACAUUGCCUGUGUUAAUAUUGGCAACGUUUGAAAUUACUUAUGUAUUCACAAUUUUGAUGUCCUAAUGAAAUGUAUAUGUUUCAAGUUGUUUACUUUGGGCAAGACAGUAUAGUUUCAUUAAAUGAGUGCAGACUUAGUGAUUUACUCUGUGGUAUAGUAUACAGAUUGCACUCUCAGUCUGGGACAUCUAUUGGGACUCAGGAUAUGGUUGGUGAUAUAAGGGGAUUAAGGUCAAACUCACACAAGCAACAUGACAUGGAUUAGGCCUAGUGAGUAGUGCUCUGCCCUGUCUGUAGUGGAAUAUACCACUAUACCAGUCUACACCACAAUGUUACCCAUCUCAAAAGCAGUCCCUGUGAACUUUACUUUUAUUAAAUGUUUUAAUUUAAAUAAUCUGUCCCCAAAAGGAUUAAUCCAGAUCAUGGCGUUGGCAGAAAUGACUCUGAUUAUAAGGGCUUAUGUAGUCAAGCCGGCCCAUCAGGGAUCAGUCGUGCCCUUCACAACACCAUCCCUCAGUCGAAGGCUGGGACUCAGUGACCAAAACUUGAGGACAGAAAAAACAAAAGUGUUGCCUGCAAAUCCCCUUGUAGGAUAUUCACACAGUUGAAUCUGAUGGUAAGUAGUGGAGCAGUUUGGUGAAGAGCUACAGUAGUAGAGCACUGUCCAGUCCAGCUCUCUCCUACAGUGGACUACCAGAGGAAACAUUGUCUCCAUGGCCACCGAGGGGAUGUCUAGAGAAGAGGCAGAGGAGUACCAGAAACAGCUAGUGGAGGAAAAGAUGGAGAGAGAUUCAGAGUUCUUGGUAAAGAAGGCUGAGAGGGCUACAUUGAGAACGUGCUUAAGAGACAAAUACAGACUACCAAAGAGUGAACAGGAUGCAAACUUGAUGGAGUCGGCAGGAGACGACAUCGACGUGCCAGAAGAACUACUCAAAAUGGUGGACGAGGACGCCACAGAGGAGGAAGAGAAGGAUUCUAUCCUGGGCCAGAUACAGAACCUACAGAACAUGGACAUGGACCAGAUCAAGGAGAAAGCGUCGGCAACUAUGGUUGAGAUGAAAUCUAAAGCAGAGGAGAAGUGCUGUGUCAUGUGAUGAGAGAAAACAUUGGUUCAGUUGAUUAGUUCCUAAGCACCAAGUUUGACCAAGGAUAUAACUUCCAAGGUUGGACUUCCCUGAAAUAUUCCAGCUUUCCAGUAUUCUAAUCUAGACUGUGGACUUGGAUUGAUCCGAAACACGUAUAGUAGACCUUCUACACAGUCUAAAUUGAACCGGUCUUAGGUUGGCUAAUCUGUCAAUAGAGGGUUGAAGAGAUGACUCUUAAUCUGUCUUUCUCAGAAAGCUGUGGGGAAGAGGUCGGGAAAAACAUCACAGGGCUGAGAGGGAGUAAGAGUAUUUUAGUUGUUGUAAUUAAAAAAAGGGGUUCUGUUCUUUUUAUAUACAGCAAACCUCAUGUUUUCUUUGCAAGAAAGUACAAUUGGGAGGAGAGAAAAAACAAUGGUAUCAUGGUUAAAAAUGCUCUGAAUUGCUUCGUGUUAAAAAAGACAUCACUCUGAAUUUUGGGCCUUUGUAAAACAGUGUAUAUAACUGGAUUUGUCAUUUUUGUUUGUAAUAAAUAGAGACAAAUCAUAAGAAGCCCAUGAAAAACAA
This is a messenger RNA of Oncorhynchus nerka (sockeye salmon), 3938 nucleotides long. RefSeq names its product complexin-4-like. Lineage: Eukaryota; Metazoa; Chordata; Actinopteri; Salmoniformes; Salmonidae. Gene Ontology annotation, molecular function: syntaxin binding. Gene Ontology annotation, cellular component: SNARE complex; terminal bouton. Gene Ontology annotation, biological process: regulation of neurotransmitter secretion; neurotransmitter transport; synaptic vesicle exocytosis. The record is from RefSeq and is a predicted model, not a curated record. Bases 3003 to 3383 code for a protein of 126 amino acids. The transcript is spliced from 3 exons.